CAAGAUCUUCCCCAGACCCGUCGUUUGGAGUUGAUAUCCCGUUGAGUUGCUAUCCCGACGGCAGAUGUCGCACGACGAGACCAAUUCCGAGACUGAUCUUCAUCAGCCUGACGACGUCGAUUACUCAUCGUCAUCGGCCAUCAGACGGCCACCGCCCGUCCCACAGGCCACGCCUCAGCCAAGAGAAGCCGAGGGCAACACUGCUGCGCCGGCUGUCCACUUCAAGACUCUCGCCUUUGGCGCGUGGAGGUGCGCCUGUGUGGCGGGCACAUAUCUGUGGGCUGUGAUCGGCUUCGUUGUGGCACCCUAUUUCAUGAACACCGUCCGAGCUGAUGUGAGCGGUUGCAGGAGGACGCCUGUGGCUGGCUUCGGUGUCCCACAGGGUGGUGCAUUACCGAUGAGGAGGCGGCCAUUCAGAACAGGUCAGUCAGUCACAUUCUCAUACAUUGACUGACUCGUCCCAUUAGAAUUGUCUGCGCGUCCUGUCCUCCACUUCUUUCGCCGACCGACAGAUCUGUCUGUUCCUGGCCGCCCCAGCCUGUCGGUGCUGAUGUCCCUGCCAUCUGAGUCGAAGCUGCGUCGCGUGGAGGAGCUCUCCAAGGAGGACUUUGCGGGCAUGCCCAUUCGGCGCCCCCCCGCCCCUUUCCGCUCCCCUGCGGUGUCGCGUCCGUCGUGGGCGCCCGACUGGCGGCGGCCGUAUUUGUAUGACGAGGAGGACAUCGCCAACAGCACAUGGGAGAUCGCUUCCUUCUUCAAACAGGACUAUGACAGGCUCAAGAGAGGAGACCAAACCGCUGUCUACAGGCAAGCAGGUUGACACGAGGAUUGGGGAGGGAAGCGAAAAGCGCUCCAUGGUGUGUGUGUGUGUGUGUGUGUCAUCAGGACGGUUGUGAGGUGUAACGAUGACGACACGGUGGCAUGGGCGGACUUGUCGUGGCCCCGUCAGCAAGGGACGUGGCGCUUUGACGGCGACGCUUACCUGACCAUCCGUCGGUCGCUGGGUGGUGGGCUGCUGGGCCGUCGGCUCUUCAAGACCUAUGCGUUGCGCAACUACUACUACUGCGAGGGCAUUAUCCAGGGCUGGAGGCCCUGGCAACCCAUCGAACAACUCGGCUUCUUUCAGGUACGGCCGCCUAGCCCCACCUGCCUGCCGUAUGUAUUUGUAUGCAUCAUUUUGUCUUGGUCCUUACCUUAAAGGCUCGUCGGUUGGGCUUCAGUGAUGCGGAGAGGGGUCCCCCGCCAUGGCUGGACCGGACCGAGGAGAGGAGCCUGGAGUGGGUGAGGGAUGCACGUGCCCGAAGAGAGAAGAAACGGAGGAAACUCAGAUGGAAGGAACGGCUGUGGGAGCUGGACGAGCUCUACGCCAACCUCAAAGAUACGGGAGCCAGUUGAUAUCAACGCCCAAGGCAUUUUCGGCGAGCGAGAUCAAGGUGGCUGACUGGGUGAAGGGGGGGGGGGGGGGG
Vitrella brassicaformis is the source of this 1463-nucleotide messenger RNA. The record is from the annotation of a GenBank genome assembly. NCBI's taxonomy places the organism in Eukaryota, Vitrellaceae.